CUUCUCUCCUCUUUCUGGUGAGGAAGACAAACCCAUUUUGCCUGCCUACACUGAAAUUUCUUCGCUUGUUUCUAAAGUCAAAAAAGAGCUUCCAGUUUUUGCUUGGUUUGUUUUCUACGCGUUUGUCAAACAAACUUCCUCUCCUCUUUGUCUUUUUUUCUCUCUCUUCCACCAUUUAUUUACUGGGUUUAUUCAAUUUCUGGGUUUUGGUUUUGAUGAGUUUCAAGCGGUGGGUUGUUAUUUACUUGUGAAUUUCACUGUUCGAGAACUAAUUCUUCUUUAACGAUUGUUUUCAGUUUUGGGAAUAAGAAAUAUUAGUCGGUUUGUUUUUGGUUUCUGUGAAAUGAAUUGGCACUGGAAAUUCAGUGAGCAUAGCUUGUUGGUUAUUGCGCUGCUCUUGUGUUUGGUGCAUCAGGAAUUGAGUUUCUGUUUGUCUCUCAAUGAUGAGGGUUUGGCACUGUUGAGAUUCAGGGAGAGAGUAGAGAGUGAUCCAUUUGGGGCUUUGUCGAAUUGGAAAGAUGGUGAUGGAGUGGAAAAUCCAUGUACUUGGUUAGGAGUUGGGUGCUUUAAUGGGAAUGUUGCGUCUCUGGACUUGAAAGAUCUCCAUCUAUGUGGUACCCUAGCUCCUGAUAUCGCGCGCUUGGUUCACUUGAAGUUUAUAAUUUUACGUAACAACUCCUUUACUGGGUUCAUACCUGAUGAGAUUGCAAAGCUAAAAAAGUUGAAGAUUCUGGACCUGGGAUAUAAUAACUUUAGCCAGCCACUGCCUUCCGAACUUUGCAAUAAUCCCUCUCUGGAAAUUCUUUUAUUAGACAACAAUGAGCUGUUUAGCCGCAUAUUUCCUGGAACCGAUAGAUUUGAAAUGGUCCAAGAUGUCCGAGAAAAUAACAACCAUGCUCCCAGAGCCCAACCUUUGUCACUUCCCAAUGGGAGAUUGAUUUUGAGGACUACAGAAGCACUUGGAAAUGUAGCUGGAAGAAAAUUACUAAAAGUGUCGUCUUUUUCUCUCCUGAAUAACUUCCAGAAGCAAUUUCGGCCAGUCUUCCGACUUCUAGACCCUCCUGACGCUGUUCUAGAAAACAGUGCACCUUCAUCAUCCCCUUCUCCAUCACCAAGUCCUUCUCUUUCCCCAUCUCCUACACCGACAAUUACUGCAGAACCUCAUCUGGCUCAUUCACCAAGAUCCUCUCCUUCUCCAUCUUCACUUCCCAGUCCUGCAGAGAACAGCAGUAGAGUUGAAGAUGCCAGACAAAGUCAUCAUCGAGCUUUAAUAUUGUCUGCAGCUAUAGGAGGUUUCAUUCUACUAUUAAUAUUGGUAACUUGCACAAUCUUCUUUCGAAGCAACAAAAUGGCUGUUGUAAAGCCUUGGGCCACUGGAUUGAGUGGACAGUUGCAGAGAGCAUUUGUUACCGGUGUGCCAAAGCUUAAGAGAUCAGAACUUGAGUCAGCCUGUGAAGAUUUCAGCAAUGUGAUCGGUUCCUCAUCUGUUUGCACACUAUAUAAGGGCACAUUAUCCAGUGGAGUUGAGAUAGCUGUGAUAUCUCGUACAGUGGCAUGUACUAAGGAUUGGUCAAAAGAUAUGGAAGCCCAUUUUAGGAAAAAGAUUGAUACAUUGUCAAAGGUCAAUCACAAAAACUUUGUCAGCCUCCUUGGUUUUUGUGAAGAAGAGGAUCCAUUUACCAGAAUGAUGGUUUUUGAGUAUGCUCCUAAUGGGACCCUCUUUGAACAUUUGCAUAUAAGGGAAGCUGAACACUUGGACUGGGGGAUGCGAAUGAGGAUAACAAUGGGCAUGGCAUACUGCCUUGACCACAUGCAUAAUUUGUCGCCAUCAUUACCACAUAAAAACUUGACCUCCUCUGCUGUGUACCUCACAGAAGACUCUGCAGCCAAAAUAUCAGAUUUUGGGUUCUGGAAUGAGACAGACGGACCUGAAAUGGGGUCGAGCCCAGAAAGUAAUGUUUACAGCUUUGGUGUAGUUCUGUUUGAGAUGAUGACUGGUAGGCUCCCUUACUCAGCAAACAGUAGCUCUCUUGAUGGCUGGGCAUCAGACUAUCUCUGGGGAGGAGAAUCCCUGAGGGAAAUGGUUGAUUCAACUUUAACUUCUUUCCAAGAGGAACAGGUAGAGAGAAUAGCUGAUGUGAUUAAAAUGUGUGUACAUCCUGAGCCAAGACAACGACCGACAAUGAGAGAGGUUUCUUCCAGAUUGAGAGAGAUAACAGGUAUAGGACCAGAUGAGGCAACCCCAAGACUCUCUCCUCUAUGGUGGGCUGAGCUUGAGAUUAUAUCAACAGAGGCUUGUUAAUGCAUAGGCACCUCAGAUUUGCCUUUAGAUGUUAAUCAAUAUAGAGGCUGUAUAUACAAAGAUGGAAACCCUUUUCCCAUUUGAUUUUCUUUUGGGUGGAUCACAAGAGCUAUCGACUCUGGGGGCAGAGGAGAAGUUUUGGUUUGUGUACAAAAAAAGAAAUUUAGUAUGUAAGUAAUUUUUAAUCGCCUCAAUUUACUCUCUUAGAGGCUUGGAAUCAAUUCUAUAUAGAUUAUGAACACUCCAUUAGCAGCCUGGACAAACAGGAGAAAACCCAAGGGUCGUUUGGUUUAAUACAAUGUAUUAUUAGCGUU
Molecule: messenger RNA, 2616 nt
Organism: Solanum dulcamara
Lineage: Eukaryota; Viridiplantae; Streptophyta; Magnoliopsida; Solanales; Solanaceae
Product: inactive receptor-like serine/threonine-protein kinase At2g40270
Exons: 9
Coding region: 344-2302 (652 amino acids)
Biological process (GO): protein phosphorylation
Molecular function (GO): ATP binding; protein kinase activity; protein binding
Source: RefSeq, a predicted model, not a curated record